This is a messenger RNA of Nicotiana tabacum (common tobacco), 1217 nucleotides long. RefSeq names its product mitochondrial outer membrane protein porin of 36 kDa. Gene Ontology annotation, molecular function: voltage-gated monoatomic anion channel activity. Gene Ontology annotation, cellular component: mitochondrial outer membrane. Lineage: Eukaryota; Viridiplantae; Streptophyta; Magnoliopsida; Solanales; Solanaceae. Gene Ontology annotation, biological process: monoatomic anion transmembrane transport. The record is from RefSeq and is a predicted model, not a curated record.
CCGUACUGACCUACUCAGACUUGAUUUUUGUGGGUAUCUUCUAGCUUCAAGUGGGGAAAAAAUGAGCAAGCAGCCAGGGAUCUAUUCUGAUAUUGGCAAAGAUGCAACAGAUCUUCUAUAUGGAGAUUAUAACAUGCAGCCGCCAAUUUGCUAUCACUUCAAUUGGUUAGAUUGGAGCUUAAACCUCAGCGGUGGAGUUAGAGCCAGUGUACCUGGACAGGAAAUAAGGACACUUCUCAAGUUCUAUUUACCAUAUCAGAGGUCUAAUAAGGUGGAAUUGCAGUACUUGCGUGAUUAUUUUGGGUAUACAGCAGGCAUCAGUUUGACAAAAAGCCCCCUGAUAAGUUUUUCUGGUGUCAUUGGAAAUGGUUUUUUCAACACUGGAGCAGAUAUCUCAAUUGAUGCAGAAACUGAUAUACUGGCCAAAUGCGAUGCUGGUUUGAGCUUCAAUACUGACAUUCUCACCGCUUCACUCACCUUGAGCGAUAAAGCUGACACCUUGAGAGCUCAUGCUUACCGUCAAAUUCAACCCUUAACACACACAGGAAUUGCAGCGGAGCUAAUGCAUCAAUUCUCCAGCAAACAAACGACUCUUACCCUGGGAGCCCAGCAUUCCCCGUUUCCUUUUAUGCUGAUUAAAGCUCGAGCUGCAAGUGAUGGCAGUUUGGCUACUCUUUUUCAACACGAUCUUCUUUCAAGAUUCUGUCUGACAAUUGGAGCAGAGAUGAAUGUCAUGGAUGCCAUGAGCACUGCUACACUGGGGGUUUCGCUCUCCCUUAAGGUCUGAGUUACAACCAGUGGCGAAGCCAGGAAAUUCAAUAAGGGUGUUCAAAUUUUGAACACCCUUUGCCAGUGGGCUAUGCAAGGGCGUUCAAAGUCUAUUUUUUAAUCAAUAACAAGUACUAAUAUUUUAGCUUAUACGUAGUAUAAUUUUUAGGCGAAUGGUGUUUAGUUGACCACCCUUGGGCCAACAUAGCUUCGCCCCUGGUCACAGCAAAGACAACAACAGUCUGUCUCAGGGGCAUAUUAUCUUCGAGGAUUUCCUAUAUAUGACCUAUUAAUGCAAACAAAGUCCCACAUUCUAGAAUCACUCUGUACUUGUUAUCAACUGCAUGUUUGAAGACUAUAAACUCUUAAGCAUGAAAAUGGUUGACGCUAUAAAAGGUGUACUGGAAACUAGUUGCUAAUGGUAAUACUACAUGCCAAGGUUUCUCUCC